Molecule: messenger RNA, 1596 nt
Organism: Oncorhynchus keta (chum salmon)
Lineage: Eukaryota; Metazoa; Chordata; Actinopteri; Salmoniformes; Salmonidae
Exons: 3
Coding region: 121-1188 (355 amino acids)
Source: RefSeq, a predicted model, not a curated record
CAACCUUCAACUGCAUCACCACUGGCUCCUCCUGUACAUCCAUUUCUAAAUGUGUUAGAAGGUCGGACAGUCUUUGGAAGAGUUACAUCGAUUAGGAGCUCUAAAAAGGGGUAUGUCGAUAUGCAAUGCUCAAACAUCAAGGUCCAUUUGAAUGCUGGAGCCAUACUAGUUUUCUCUGGGGUUGGUGUGUUUUACAACAUCAAGGUCCAUUUGAAUGCUGGAGCCAUACUAGUUUUCUCUGGGGUUGGUGUGUUUUACAACAUCAAGGUCCAUUUGAAUGCUGGAGCCAUACUAGUUUUCUCUGGGGUUGGUGUGUUUUACAACAUCAAGGUCCAUUUGAAUGCUGGAGCCAUACUAGUUUUCUAUGGGGUUGGUGUGUUUUACAACAUCAAGGUCCGUUUGAAUGCUGGAGCCAUACUAGUUUUCUCUGGGGUUGGUGUGUUUUACAACAUCAAGGUCCAUUUGAAUGCUGGAGCCAUACUAGUUUUCUAUGGGGUUGGUGUGUUUUACAACAUCAAGGUCCAUUUGAAUGCUGGAGCCAUACUAGUUUUCUAUGGGGUUGGUGUGUUUUACAACAUCAAGGUCCAUUUGAAUGCUGGAGCCAUACUAGUUUUCUAUGGGGUUGGUGUGUUUUACAACAUCAAGGUCCAUUUGAAUGCUGGAGCCAUACUAGUUUUCUAUGGGGUUGGUGUGUUUUACAACAUCAAGGUCCAUUUGAAUGCUGGAGCCAUACUAGUUUUCUAUGGGGUUGGUGUGUUUUACAACAUCAAGGUCCAUUUGAAUGCUGGAGCCAUACUAGUUUUCUAUGGGGUUGGUGUGUUUUACAACAUCAAGGUCCAUUUGAAUGCUGGAGCCAUACUAGUUUUCUAUGGGGUUGGUGUGUUUUACAACAUCAAGGUCCAUUUGAAUGCUGGAGCCAUACUAGUUUUCUAUGGGGUUGGUGUGUUUUACAACAUCAAGGUCCAUUUGAAUGCUGGAGCCAUACUAGUUUUCUAUGGGGUUGGUGUGUUUUACAACAUCAAGGUCCAUUUGAAUGCUGGAGCCAUACUAGUUUUCUAUGGGGUUGGUGUGUUUUACAACAUCAAGGUCAAUUUGACAUUCAGUUGUUCUGGCUCUUAUGCACUGUCUAAAAAAAGAUCCCACGAAUCAAAAGGUCAGUUCAGUCGGUCAGAACUAAUAUGCCAAUGACUAAAGGGGUUUCUCAAUAUGACAGAUGUACUGUAUGUAGGUAGAUACUGAUUCCUGCUCCUGAUUCCUGCUCAAACCACCCUCAACAAAGAGGUCAGUUCGGUUAGCCAGAACUAAUGUAUGUAAAACAACGUUCCAACAACGUAAAUGUCAGUUCAGCCAGGCAGAUGUAAUGUAUGUAAAACAUUCCAGAAACAUCAAUGUUUGCUCAAUUAUCCGUCAGUAACUAGGGGUCCCCCGGGCAUGGAACUUCCAACAUCUGUGUAGGCCUAUGCUGAUUGAUAUGUAUCUAACCUCUAACCACAUUUCAAUGAAUUAUGAUUUCUUGUUAACGGUCAAUUGACUAACCACUUGUGUAGGUUAAUACAGUGUUUUAUCCAUUUCACCUCCUCCAUCCACCUCUCUCUU